Molecule: messenger RNA, 1056 nt
Organism: Symbiodinium sp. CCMP2456
Lineage: Eukaryota; Dinophyceae; Suessiales; Symbiodiniaceae
Source: the annotation of a GenBank genome assembly
AUGGCCACAGGGAAGCACUACGUGCCUCUAGAGUACUUCGUAGCUGCUAAGAAAGUUUGGGCCAAAGGAAAGGCGGGUUCCAAAGGUGAGCGACAGAUCACCGUGACGAACCUUCCAAGUGCUCCAAGUGCACCACCACCAGAAGCUGGGGAGGGCAGCAUACGCACAGAGGUGGUGGAGGCAUUGAAGAGACUCUCCGAGGACCAGUCGCUGGUGGAGUAUCCCUUCCAGAGCAAGGACAAGGCAAGGCGUGCAGCGAUUCGAAAGGAGGUGGAUGCACAACAAGGCAAGUGCCCAUUCGAGUUCUCAGUGCAGACCGAGCGGCAGGGCAACAAGCUGCGUUUGGUGCUCCGAAAGCAGUGCGAGCCUUGCAAUAUGGAAUCCCAAGGCCUGCCCGACAUUCGCUUCGACUGCAUAAAUGCCGUCCGGAAGCAUCUCUACGAGCUUGUGUGCAGCGGCGAAGAGGAGUUCAAGUACCCUACCUGCCUGACCAAAAUGCAGAGGUCAGUAGUUCAUGAAGUUGCGCGAGACUUUCGGCUAGCAAGUAGUACCAAAGGAGCCCGCAGAGAGGAGCAAGUGGUAGUUUCAAAGGCCAACCGAGACAAUCCGAGCGAACCUUUGGUGAUCCACGGUGGAUUCCUGUGCGAUGGCUGCAACACCGUGCCGCAGGGACUUCGCUUUCAUUGCGAGCAGUGCCGCGACUUCGAUUUCUGCCACAGCUUCCAGGCCAUUCAAGCCAUUCCCGAGGUGAAAAAGGUACAGCUUCUCUCGUCAGCGACGAAUAUGGGUGACACGGCCCUUCACCUGGCGUGUCAAAAACGACAGAAACGGACCAUCCGCGACUUGCUGGAAGCCAAGGCGGAUUGCAAUGCUCAGAACGGCAAGGGCCGAACGGCGUUGCACGUCAUAUCGCGGAUCCCUUGCUACAACAGCUCUGAUAAAGAAGAAUUAGUUGGCAUCAUGCAAGCGCUGUUGAACGCCACGGGAGAUGCAGCCAUUCUGGAGAACAACGGCGAUUCGCCAUUGCAUCAGGCCAGAACAUACGUCGUUGCAUAA